AUGGGCAGGAAUAUUGUUCGUCGUUCACACCCCGAUAUGCCUAACAAACAUAGCCGAUUGUGGAAUAGAAAGGAAAUUGAAGAUAUAUUGGCUAAUUACAUGGGCACAGAAGCAACAAGAUGUAUGAAAUUCUACUAUAGGGGACUGGAUCCACAAAUCAUUAUGAAAGGUCUUAGAAAGAUGAAGGAACUUCGGGUUCUUAAUGUGGCUGAUGAAGAAAAUUACUUGAAUCUGAAAAUUAGCCUAUACUUUCCGAAUGUUUUAAGAUACCUACGUUGGCACAAGUACCCCUUUGGAUCUUUACCCAAAUCAUUUCAAGCAAAUAACCUUGUUGCACUUGAGAUGACGUACAGUGAUAUCGUACAACUGUGGGAAAGGGGAGAAAAAAAGGUUCUUAACAAGCUCAGAUUCCUUGACCUCAGUGCUCCAAAGUUGAGGUCUCUUGACCUCGAGUUGACUCCAAAUCUUGAGACAUUGAUGAUGGAGCCUGGUGAUUUGGUAGAACUUUACAUGCCCGGUAGAUGUUUAAAACUCAGAUCCCUUGAACUUAAUCGUGUAAAGUUGAGGACGCUUGACUUUGGGUUGACUCCAAAUCUCGAGAAUUUGAUACUUGAAGAUUGUGAUUUGGUAGAACUUCAAAUGCCCGAUAGAUGUCGAAAUCUCACAUUCCUAUCAAUCAUUAAUUCAAACCUCAGGACCCUUGACCUUGGGCGGAUUCCGAAUCUCGAGUAUUUAAGUGUUUUCCACUGUAAUGAUUUGGAAGAACUUCACAUGGCCUAUGAAUAUUUAAAGCUUAGAUCCCUCCACCUUACUGGUUUAAAGCUGAGGACCCUUGACCUUGAGCCGAGUCCAAAUCUAGAGAGGUUGUAUCUUCUAAAAUGCAACAAUUUGGAAGAAAUUUACAUCACCGAAUGUCCAAUACUGACAUUCAUCAAUAUUCAGUGUUCAAAGCUGAGAACCCUUGACCUCAGUCUGGUUCCCAAUCUUAGUGAGUUGUGUAUUUCUGAAUGCAAAGCUUUGGUAAACCUUCACUUGCCCCAUAGAUGUCUAAAUCUCAGGACCCUAAAUUUCAAUAAUUCAAAGCUCAGGAUUCUUCACGUUGGGCUCACUCCAAAUCUUGAGGAGUUAGAUUUUGAAAAUUGUUAUGAUUUGGAAGAACUUUGCUUGAUCGAUCAAUGUAAAAAUCUUGUGUCCCUCAACAUUUGUCAGUCAAAGUUGAGGACCCGUGACCUUGGGCUGACUCCAAAUAUCAAGAAGUUAGUUCUUAAAGAUUGUCAUAACUUGGUAGAACUUCAUGCUCCCAUGGGAUGUCUAAAAAAUCUUGUGUACUUAGACUUAAGUGGUUGUUUGAGGUUUAGAUCUUUUUCAUUUCACAUGGAGGAUGAUACUUCAUGUAGUGAGGAUGAAUCACUCGAGGUUGAUUUUUUAGCUGUGAUACGUUUUACCUUUGAAAGUUGCCCAUUUCACCCUGAAACUCAUUUGCCAGAGUAUGAGUUUAAAUCUUUUCAUAUAGAAGAUUUACCUUCAUUGACUAGUAGUAUUGAGAAGCUUAUUUCUGAAGAUGUGUGUGCUUGCACAAAACUUGAGACAUUUUGA
Lactuca sativa (garden lettuce) is the source of this 1596-nucleotide messenger RNA. NCBI's taxonomy places the organism in Eukaryota, Viridiplantae, Streptophyta, Magnoliopsida, Asterales, Asteraceae. The record is from RefSeq and is a predicted model, not a curated record.